ACUAUUGUCAAGCUUAAUGAUUGAACUACAUUGUUCAAAUUGAAAUAUGCCUGAUGUUAGUGGGACAUAUAUGUUGUCUUUAUUUGUCGCCUUAUCCCUGACUGGUGUGAAUCUUUUAUUAUCUGAGGAACUAUCACUCGAGCCCAAUGUAGACCAAUCGCCAAUGGCCAUACCAGUCCCAUCCUUAUCAUGAAGGAAGGCCGUUGAUGAGACAGUUUAACAUGGCUGCAUCUAAGAUGCCAUGCUGAGAAAUUCAGUAGGCAUACUGGUGUUUGCAAUGAGCCCUCAGUGAGCACAACUAUUAUUCUUUGUGCAAAGUACAAAUCUAGCCAGUGAAACAAUUCAGCUUGAUUUAGUUUGAAUGCAGCUCCUGCCAGAGCAUGCAUUUAAGUAGAGUGGUAAAUUCGAAGGAGAUGUGCAGAGCAAUUGUUUUUACUCAGGGUUGUAGAUGCCUGGAAUGUGCUGGCAAGCUUGGUGGUGGAAGCACAUAUGGUGGUGGCCUUUACAAGGCUUUUAAGUGGAUAUGUGAAUAUGGAAGGAUGUGUUUCAGGCAGACGAUAAUUAAUUUAAUUUUUAAUUUGUGGUAUGAAAACCCAUUCCUGUCUUGUACAGUUCUUUGUUAUAACUGAUGUGUCACUUAAAAGCACUGUUUGCAACACUUCUCAUCAAUUUUUAAAUUUAUCCAUUUUUCAGGAUGUGAUCAUUACCAGAAAAGAUGGCAUUUAUUGCCUUUCUUUAAUUCUCCUCACUCCAGGUGAUGGGGAAAAUAAAAACACUUGGUACUAACGGUAUCCCCAUCUACCCAGUGCUGUUGCCUGCUCAAUAGUAUGUGAAUGUACCUCCACCUAAAAGAUUAUUUUGGUCCCUAAAAAUAACUUGACAUCACCAUUGGCAAAAGUUGCUAAUCUUGUCAAUGACUCUUGCAUCCUGAAAAACAUAUAAAUUAAAGAAGAAAGAUGAAAGUUGUUUCCAGUGCAAUUGAGUGGCACCUAUUAAGGAAUAGAAAGAGCCAGAGUUUGAGGUAAAUUAGGGGCUAGACAUCUGGAAGCUCAGUUAAUAAUAGUUGGGUAAUGGAAAUUGAUAGAAGAAUUUGGAGGAGAGAGUAAAAUAGCUGGCCAAUUAGUCGAUCAUUGCCAGACUUGAAAGUAGCUGGAAUAUGAGUGAGGAAUUAAGGAAUGUUGUGCAGAUCAAAGUAGGAAGUCAAAGUUGAGUUGUCAUAUACGCAAAUAUAUACAUGCACAAGUGCAAACAAAGACUUAUUGCAGCAGCAUCACAGACACAUAGCAUCGUGUAAGCAGUAUUCGUAAUAAACCCAAAUAUAAAUUUUACACAAUAUUUUACUAAGAAGAACACGAUUAAAACAAGAAAGUAUAUUUUAGUUCAACAUGAUUGAAAUCUUGGUGAUAGUUGGGAUAUUGGGGUGGAAGCUCAGCUCCAGGUUAUGAACAGCUGAUCUAACUAGGAACAGUGGUCAAGUGAAAUCGUUAAUGUGAGAAGAAAGUCUGAGAUGGGCACCAAAAACACUAGAUUUUCGAUGCUAAUUUAGAAGAAAUUGAAACCUGUAUAAGACAGUUCUGCGGAAAACCUAACCUAAAGUGCUCCAGUGAAUAUAUAGCCUGCGGACUCAGCAAAUGUCUUAUCAGAAAAUUCAAAGCAUUGUUGGUUCAUAUCGAAUUCCUGCAUAAGCAUGUAGAGGAAGUGCAGAUUAGUUCAAGACUUGAGCCAUUUUUAACAUGAAUGUACAUGUGCUUGCAACAACAACCUACUUGUAGACUGCAUGUGACUGUUCUUACCUGUCUUGUAUUUUCAAGAUGAGAGUCUGCCCACAGUAUUUUCCUUUGAAAAUAUAAGAGUAGAAGUGGUUUGGGUGAAGAGUCGGGAACAAUCCAUAAUUCAUGGUACUGCAUGCUUUCAGAGAAAAGUAAAAGCCGCUGACUGUGCCUGUUGUGUUUCCAUACCGUCGAAGAGAUUGGAAUUUAAGCUAACGAUUGAGAACUUGAAUUAUUUGUGGCUUUUGUUUUUUUUUUCUUUUCACCUUCCACCCUUGUAUUCUGGACAAGCACCCUACCUUAUGGGAGGAUUUGACAAAGUGAACUGAAAAGAAUGGGGCAGAAUGAAGCUCACCAUGCAGAAGAUUUAGAGAAUGAAACUGAUGGAAGUUUAUUAGAUCUGAAGACUCUGGUUGAGAACCAACUACAGACCACCAUGAUGAUGGGAAUAAUUUUGGGGGCUGGUGUGGCAGUGGUGCUGAUUGCCUCCACCAUUCUCAUUAUCCAUAGGCGGUUGCAAGAGAGAAAAAUUCAAGCUCCAGAAACUCCCAAGUACAGAUUUCGAAAACGUGAUAAAGUAAUGUUCUAUGGCCGCAAGAUCAUGAGAAAGGUAUCCCAAUCCACAUCUUCCUUUGUUGGAACUUCGAUAAGAACAAGAGUGAAAAGAAAACAAAAAAUGCUGAUCAUUGCAAAACGGUUUUUGCACAUUAGUAAGGAAGUUCCAACCCUUCAACCGAAGGAGCCCCCACCCUCUGUUCUUGAGGCUGAUUUAACUGAAUUUGAUGUUGCCAGCUCACACUUGCCUUUGGAAGUACUGUAUAUGCUGAAAAAUGUCAGGGUUUUGGGCCAUUUUGAGAAGCCUCUGUUUCUGGAGCUGUGUAAGCACAUGGUCUUCCAACAGUUUCAGCAAGGAGAGUACGUCUUUAAACUGGGCCAGGCAGACAACAGCAUCUACGUAGUCCAGGAUGGCAAACUGGAGCUCAGCCUGAUGGGACCUGAAGGUAAAGAAUGUGUGGUAAAGGAGGUUUUUCCUGGCGACAGUGUGCAUAGUUUGCUCAGCAUUCUUGAUGUCAUUACUGGUCACCAACGACCAUACAGAACUGUGUCAGCUCGAGCUAUUGAAGUAUCAACUGUACUUUGCUUACCGGUGGAGGCAUUCCAGGCAAUUUUUGAGAAGUAUCCUGAAAGUUUGGUGAGGGUGGUGCAGAUCAUCAUGGUGAGGCUACAGAGAGUGACUUUCGUGGCUUUGCACAACUACCUGGGCCUGACUAAUGAGCUGUUCAAUCAGGAGAACCAGCCUUCACGCCUUGUUCCUCAGCCAAACACCACCACGCGGAUGAGCCCUUUACGACACAGGCGGUACAUAAGUAAUUCAGUUGCUGAUGAUCAGAAGGAUGCGGCUGGGAAAUCGAGUUCAGAUGCAGGGACCGAGGGUUCAAAGGCACAGACUUCUGAGAACAAUCGAGCUGCAUUGUUAAGCCGUUGUAUAUCCAUGCCAGUGGACAUUUCAGGAAUACAGAAGGGAAUGUGUUCAGAUUUUGAUAUGGCAUAUGAAAGAGGGAGAAUUUCCGUGUCCCUGCAGGAGGAAAUACCAUUUUGCCCUUCUUCAUUUAGCAGAACAGCAUCACAGGAUACCAGGGAACGCAAGUCUGUGACCGUGGAGGGACAGCCAUCGUCUGUGUUUCUUUAUCCUGAGGAUGACCCGGACGACUUCUAUGGAACAGAUGAAGUGAAACAUGUUGGAACCAUUUUCGAGGAGGCAAAGCAGGAGCUCUUGAAGUUAAUGCGGAUUGAGGAUCCAUCACUUCUUGAUAAUCGUGUAACACUGCACCAUGCCAAAUCUGGAACCAUACUGGCCCGUCAAGGAGACCAGGAUGUCAGUUUACAUUUUGUGUUAUCUGGCUGCCUACACAUUUAUCAGCGAAUGAUCGACAAGGAGGAUGAUGUGUGCCUAUUUGUGACCUAUCCUGGUGAAAUGGUGGGCCAGCUCGCUGUCCUGACUGGAGAACCACUGAUCUUUACCAUCAAAGCAAAUCGUGACUGCAUCUUCCUCAAGAUAUCCAAAUCAGACUUCUAUGAGAUAAUGCGUGAACAGCCCAAUGUCGUCCUCAGUGCCGCACACAAUGUGGCCGUUAGAAUGUCUCCGUUUGUCCGUCAAAUGGACUUUGCGAUUGAUUGGAUGGCAGUGGAAGCAGGCCGUGCUCUCUACAGGCAGGCUGACCGAUCAGACUGCACCUACAUUGUGCUGAAUGGGCGGCUGCGAUCUGUGAUUCGAAAGGCUAACGGCAAAAAGGAGCUAGUAGGAGAAUAUGGGCGUGGAGAUCUGAUUGGCGUGGUGGAAGCCCUGACACGUCAGCCCCGAGCCACCACAAUGCAUGCUGUUCGUGAUUCGGAACUGGCCAAGUUACCAGAGGGAACACUGAACAACAUCAAACGGAGGUAUCCUCAGGUAGUCACUCGAUUAAUUCAUCUACUGGGCCAGAAGAUCCUGGGCAACUUGCAGCAGGUGCAUGGACCAUUCCCAGGUUCAAGCUUGGGAUUUUCAACAGCUAGCAGUGCUGAUGUAACAAACCCAACCAGUAACCUUUCCACCGUGGCUGUGCUUCCUGUCUGUGAUGAGGUGCCAAUUGUUGCCUUUGCCAUGGAACUGAUGCAUGCACUCAAUUCAAUUGGACCAACUUUGCUGAUGACGAGUGAUAUCAUUAGGCAGCGACUGGGCGCAUCAGCAUUAGACAGCAUCCAUGAAUAUCGUCUCUCAGCUUGGCUGGCCCAGCAAGAGGACAUACAUCGUAUUGUGCUGUACCAGACUGACUACAGCAUGACUCCUUGGACCCAACGCUGCAUUCGACAAGCUGACUGCAUCUUGAUAGUUGGACUUGGAGAUCAGGAACCCUCCUUGGGACAGCUGGAGCAGAUGUUGGAGAACACAGCAGUGCGAGCACUGAAGCAGCUCAUCCUUUUGCACAAGGAGGACGGCCCUAGUCCUUCCCGCACUGUCGAAUGGCUAAACAUGAGGAGUUGGUGUUCGGGGCACUUUCAUAUCAAGUGUCCUCGCAGGAUCUUCUCGCGCAGGAGUUUCCAAAAAUUGACUGAGCUAUAUGAAAAAGUAUUUCAGAAACCUGUAGACCGACACAGUGACUUCUCCCGAUUAGCCCGGAUCCUAACAGGGAACACUAUUGCUUUGGUCUUGGGAGGAGGAGGAGCCAGGGGAUGCUCACAUGUUGGUGUACUGAAGGCCAUGGAGGAAAUCGGAAUCCCAGUCGAUAUUAUCGGUGGAACCUCCAUUGGGUCAUUUAUCGGGGCGUUGUACGCAGAAGAGCGGAGUGCAGUGAGGACCAAACAGAGAGCAAGGGAGUGGGCAACUGCCAUGAAUUCUGUCUUUAAAACAGUAUUAGACCUGACCUAUCCUAUCACAUCAAUGCUCUCGGGCUCUGCCUUCAACACAAGCAUUGCUGAUGUCUUUGAGGACAAACAAAUUGAGGAUCUGUGGAUCCCGUACUUCAACGUGACAACUGAUAUUACUGCAUCUGCAAUGAGGGUGCACAAGGAUGGCAGCAUCUGGCGUUACGUCAGAGCGAGUGCAUCUUACGUCCCUUAUUUGCCUCCUCUCUGUGACCCCAAGGACGGGCAUUUGCUUGUGGAUGGAUGCUAUGUAAACAAUGUCCCAGCUGAUAUCGCCAAAACUAUGGGUGCUAAAACAGUCAUUGCCAUUGAUGUGGGAAGCAGGGAUGAAACCGAGUUGUGUAACUACGGAGACAGCCUUUCGGGAUGGUGGUUGCUUUGGAAACGCCUAAAUCCGUGGGCAGAGAAAGUUAAAGUCCCCGAUAUGGCAGAAAUCCAGUCCAGACUGGCCUACGUGUCCUGUGUCCGACAGCUGGAGGUGGUGAAGAGCAGUGCAUACUGUGAAUACAUCCGUCCACCUAUUGAUAGGUUUAAAACUAUGGACUUUGGGAAGUUUGAUGAAAUUUAUGAUCUCGGAUACCAGUACGGGAAGGUUGUGUUCGGUAACUGGAGCAGGGGGGAUAUUAUCGACAAGAUGCUGAAGGACAGGAAGUCUGUUGACUAUUAUGAAAUCAAGAAGAAGAACGCCUUUAUGUCCUCAAACGCUGCAUUCACUGACCUCGCUGAGAUAGUGUCUCGCAUCGAACCUCCAAAGAGCUACAACAUGGCAGACGAAGAGUCAGAUUAUCUGACUGAGUAUGAAGAUGAUGCAGUGGAUGCAAUGAGGGAUGAUGAUGAAGACCAAGAGGAACAGUAUGGGAAUGAAGAUCUAGAUGAUCAGGAAUAUUCAGAACAAGAUCAUCCCGCUACAGAAUGGAACAUGGAACUGGAUGAAGAAAGCAGUGUAAGGAACCGUAAACCUGGCUCUAGUAACCUGGAAUCCCCAUCUCCACCUGACAGUGAAGCUUAAACGUGGAGCCGUACGCUGCACAUUAACCCUGCCCUCCAACUCGCAGUUCAAUAACUUAGCAAAACAAAGGAAUCUACAAAAUCAUGCAAUUGAACUAGGGAUAUCUUUCCAAGCAGUCUGUGAAUGAGUUUUGUUCUUUAUUUUACACCUCCUCCCUCCUCAUUCAUUAUGAUCAGAGCUAUUACUGAGGAGCAUGUAGGGUAUGGAUGGCACAGCCAACUGCAGUGCGUGGACUUUGCAGUUAUUCGUAGCAUUCCUGUUUCCUUGGGAACUGACCUGCUGAAUUGGUUUUGUCCUUGCAGGAAGCAUACUGCUCACUCCUGAAGAUUUCUAAUUUUGUUUCUGGAGAGGGCAAAGUUCAAAGGACACGUGUUUGGAGUCAUUUCCUCACUCCUGUGCUCUCUGGGAUUUUGGUGCACGAACCUGUACAUAGAAUGGAGGCUGAGUAUGAAAAUCAUACUAGGUAUGGUUGGCACAGGCUUGUUGACAGCCCGCUGUAAUUCCCCCCAUGUAGCAUGGGCCAUGAGCAGCUCGCCAGGAGAUGAAGUAAAACAGCUUGAGCACAUCUCAAGCAGUGAGUUGAUGUCCUCGCUGAAAGACUGGUGCAGCAGUAAGGAUAGCAGCACCAAAGACCCAGGUUCAAUCCCAACCUCCGGUGCUAUCCACGUGCAAUAUGCACAUCCUCCCUGUGACUGUGUGGAUUUCCUCUGGGUGCUCUGGUAUCCUGCAGCAUCCCAAAGACAAGCAGUUGGUAGGUUAAUUGGUCACUGAACAUUAGUAUUUACUGUAAAUGAGUGAUAGAAUCCUAGUGUUGAUGAGAAUGCAGGAAGAAUAAAUUACGAUUAGUGUUAGAUGACCAUUCAAGAAGAUGGUUGAUGACCAUUUUGGACUCCUGGGCAAAGGGCCAGUGUCUGAUGUUACUGAAUCACACUUGGUCUAUUGUGUGGUUGGAUCUUGAUUGAGUCGCUCACUGAUUUUUCGGAAUUAUUUUCACUUUUGCCACACUGCCAAAGAAAAAGUGAUUUACUAUACUAUUAAUCAUUUCUCAUUAUUGCUCACUCUUUUUUUCUCUCUCUCUCACUCUCCUUCAUUCUCUUUUCCUACCUUUCUGAAUUUAAAUGUCAGUCACAUUUAUUCCUGCCUGUACAGAUUGCUACAGAAGGCAAAAGAUCUCCCGAGUGUUUAAUCCUGUGGUUGUGACCGAUCUGUGCCUCUCUGCAGCUACUUCAAGCACUCCAGGAUGUCUCAGGCAGUUUGAGAGGACUCACAAACUAAAACGAAGAAAAGGUUGUAAAGCAAGUGGUUCAAAAAUGCACACCCAGACCUCGCCUAAUUAGCACCAUGUAGCCUAUAAUGGCUCAAACUAAAAACUGGCAGGAGUUUCAUUUCAUGUCCUGGGUUCAAUGGGGCUUUGAAUGUCUUGUUCCUCCUGCCUUCCUUGGGUACUCGUAUAAUCUGGCUGGGUCUGGUAAUAAUUCUAUAAUCUUUAUUUAUCAUGUGAUGGAAAUGUUUAAUUUUUAUGGUAAAUGAUUGUUCCAACACUUUAAGUACCGUGCCCUCACCUGCUCUCUGACUCUUGAUGUUGUUUCAAAUACUACCAGGUUAAUGAUAUUAUAGAUUAACUCUCACCUGUUUUUCUUGGAUUACCACUGCCUGUGGGAAUCCGGUAUCAAUUACUAGGGGCUGUAAAUUCAAAACCAAGCUGCCAGCUCACAAUCUCCUUCUGCUUCUGUACUGGCGGGCAGUUCAGGGAAAGGAUUCUCUCCCAUACAUGAGCAGAGCAGAGGGAGGUGCUCUGUACCUGAGCCUCAGUCGUCCUUGCUGCUUCUGCACCAUCUUGUCCUUGGAGAAAAUGUUUAGGUCUGUAACCGAAGCAUUAUCCUAUUCGCCACCUCCAUCCAUCCUGUUAGACUGAAACUUGUGAACUCACAGACAUCUCCUCACUGUGAGUGCUUCUCUGUAGUGUGAGUGGCCAAUGAGGAUUCCAACCACACAGCAGUGGAUAGCUCCUGUACAGUAUUUUGCAAGUCACUCCCGGUUCAUUCAAGUAGCUCCCAAACCAGACAGGAAGAUAUAAAAUGCAAAUCAUUGUGUUUUCUGGUGUGCAGAUUUAGGGAAUCUUUGUCCAGCCCUUGGCUCCAUCCCUCCCCCUCUUGUCUUCUCCUAUCAUUUUGGAUCUCCCCCUCCCCCUCUCACUUUCAAAGCUCUUACUAGCUCUUCUUUUAGUUAGUCCUGAUGAAGGGUCUCGGCCCGAAACGUCGACUGUACCUCUUCCUAGAGAUGCUGCCUGGCCUGCUGCGUUCACCAGCAACUUUCAUGUGUGUUGGUUGAGGGAAUCUUUCACUCGGUUUUCUGCCAAAGAUUGCUGGCUGGAUAAAGUGGUGAUGCCCAAAUUGGGUUUAGCUGCAAUUAGGUGACAGUGGGGUGUACACUAGGGGUCAGACAGAAGGUGAGAUGGCUAGCCAGGGCACUGUGAGGGCAUUAGUCUGGGGUACGAAGGGCCAUUCCUCCCCUUGGUGGGGAAGUAGGUGCUGGUCACCGAUGGUCUCCAGUCAAAGGUUGUGGGGAAUGGGGAGAGACAGACACCAGCUCUAACCUGCCCAUCACUGAAUUCCUUUCACCUCCCACAUUCCCACACUAAUGAUUUGACUUUCAGUUUAUCUUUUCUAACAUUACCAAACACUGCACUGGUCAAUGAUGGGCAUUAGGUAAUUUUGUGCAUUUUUGUGGACUUUUAAUUUGAUGAAAUAAAUAACAGGUUUAUUUAUAAUGUUGGACAAUGAACCAAUAUAUUGUUGACUAACGAGAGCAGUCUUAUCCUUUUGUGAUGCUGUGAAUAUUCAAAUUAUAAUGAUAUUAAAUUCUACUGAUCCUACGUGUGCCCUUCGUGUAACUUCACUUGAUAUCAAUGAGGAUUGAAGAUGGAGCGACAUACAACGUGCUGAAGGAGCUCAUUGAGU
This is a messenger RNA of Mobula hypostoma (lesser devil ray), 9140 nucleotides long. It is a transcript of the gene pnpla6, whose product is annotated as patatin-like phospholipase domain containing 6. NCBI's taxonomy places the organism in Eukaryota, Metazoa, Chordata, Chondrichthyes, Myliobatiformes, Myliobatidae. Gene Ontology annotation, molecular function: phosphatidylcholine lysophospholipase A1 activity. Bases 2104 to 6180 code for a protein of 1358 amino acids. Gene Ontology annotation, cellular component: endoplasmic reticulum. The transcript is spliced from 35 exons. The record is from RefSeq and is a predicted model, not a curated record. Gene Ontology annotation, biological process: phosphatidylcholine metabolic process.